UUACAAACAACCAACCAACAUAAUUUCCAAGUUACAAUUGCAAUCAAUGUGUAUCCCUCUGGUGGUUGAGGUUAUAUUAUUAGAAAAAAGCGUCUGUGAAAAGUUCGAUGAUAUCAUUACUUGUUUAACAACUAAUGUCAUUUCGUUCGGUUUGAUUCAUUAAAAAUUAAUUUAUUGCAUUUUGGAAACCUAGAUAUUACAGUACUAAAUAUCUUUAAUAUGAGUUCUUCUGAAGAAGUAUCAUGGAUUUCUUGGUUUUGUGGGCUUCGUGGGAAUGAAUUCUUUUGUGAGGUUGAUGAAGAUUACAUUCAAGAUAAGUUCAACUUAACAGGAUUAAGUGAACAAGUUCCUCAUUAUAGACAAGCGCUGGACAUGAUUUUAGACCUUGAGCCAGAUGAUGAACUGGAAGAUAAUCCCAAUCAAAGUGAUCUCAUUGAGCAAGCUGCUGAAAUGCUGUAUGGUCUUAUUCAUGCCAGAUACAUUCUAACAAAUCGAGGAAUUGCUCAAAUGAUUGAAAAAUACCAGAAUGGUGAUUUUGGUUACUGUCCCCGUGUUUAUUGUGAAAAUCAACCAAUGCUGCCAAUUGGUUUGUCAGAUGUUCCUGGAGAGGCAAUGGUCAAGCUGUACUGCCCCAAAUGUAUGGAUGUCUAUAAUCCUAAGUCAUCUCGACACCACCACACAGAUGGAGCAUACUUUGGAACAGGAUUUCCACACAUGUUAUUUAUGGUACAUCCAGAAUACAGACCUAAGCGUCCCACAAAUCAGUUUGUUCCUCGACUGUAUGGUUUCAAGAUCCACCCUCUUGCUUACCAGUUACAGCAGAAAGCAGCUGCUAAUUUCAAGGCUCCAGUUCGAACAAUGAGCUACAAUAAUGGCAAACGCUGAUAUAUAUUUUAUUUUUAAUUUGUUCAUACGCAUACUUCCUUUAAUUUCUAGUUAUUUUUAAGCAAAAAUAUUAUACUGUACAGUACAGAAUUUCCAUGUUACAAAUCCCGUUGAGGUGUCAGUUGUUUGUCUAAUCACUGGUUAUAAUAUCUUUUAUUAAUAGAAGAUUUAAGUAAUGUCCAAGGAAAUGCAUUAUGCUAAUAAAAUUGUAUUUAAAACCAAACCUA
This is a messenger RNA of Limulus polyphemus (Atlantic horseshoe crab), 1112 nucleotides long. RefSeq names its product casein kinase II subunit beta. NCBI's taxonomy places the organism in Eukaryota, Metazoa, Arthropoda, Merostomata, Xiphosura, Limulidae. Bases 220 to 885 code for a protein of 221 amino acids. The transcript is spliced from 7 exons. Gene Ontology annotation, molecular function: protein kinase regulator activity. The record is from RefSeq and is a predicted model, not a curated record. Gene Ontology annotation, cellular component: protein kinase CK2 complex; cytoplasm.